This is a messenger RNA of Glycine soja, 2243 nucleotides long. RefSeq names its product probable indole-3-acetic acid-amido synthetase GH3.1. Lineage: Eukaryota; Viridiplantae; Streptophyta; Magnoliopsida; Fabales; Fabaceae. Gene Ontology annotation, molecular function: acid-amino acid ligase activity. Bases 147 to 1934 code for a protein of 595 amino acids. The transcript has 3 exons. Gene Ontology annotation, cellular component: cytoplasm. The record is from RefSeq and is a predicted model, not a curated record.
UCUCUCACUACACCAUAACCAUAACCACCACGAGUUUCUCUAUCUGCUUUCUUCACAAAGAGUAACUCAGUCUUCUAAAAACUUUCUCAAAACCAUUAUUAUUCUCUAAUCUUUCGUUUCUUCAAUUAAUUAAUUGGUUUCUUGCUAUGGCUGUGGACUCUGCGAUUUCGUCCCCAUUGGGUCCCCCGGCCUGUGAGAAGGACGCAAAGGCGUUGCGGUUCAUCGAAGAAAUGACUCGCAACGCCGACGCCGUCCAGGAGAGAGUCCUGGAGGAGAUUCUCACACGCAACGCCCAGACAGAGUACCUUAAACGCUUCGAACUCGACGGCGCCGCCGACCGCCAAGCCUUCAAGUCCAAGAUUCCCGUCAUAACCUACGAGGACGUCCAGCCGGAGAUUCAGCGCAUCGCCAAUGGCGACCGCUCCCCCAUCCUGUCCGCUCACCCCAUCUCCGAGUUUCUCACCAGUUCUGGGACUUCAGCUGGGGAAAGAAAACUAAUGCCCACAAUCAAGGAAGAGCUGGAUCGUCGCCAACUUCUAUACAGCCUCCUCAUGCCAGUUAUGAACCUUUAUGUGCCCGGCUUGGACAAGGGAAAGGGCCUAUACUUUUUGUUCGUGAAGUCCGAAACAAGGACCCCGGGUGGGUUACUGGCCCGUCCGGUUCUCACAAGCUACUACAAAAGUGACCAUUUCAAGACCCGACCCUAUGACCCGUACAAUGUUUACACAAGUCCAAAUGAAGCCAUUCUUUGCUCGGACUCAUUCCAAAGCAUGUAUACUCAAAUGCUAUGUGGCCUCAUUGAGCGCCACCAUGUCCUCCGCCUCGGCGCCGUCUUCGCCUCCGGGCUCCUCCGUGCAAUCCGGUUCCUCCAACUCAAUUGGCCCGAACUUGCCCAUGAUAUCCAAACCGGAACCUUAAAUUCUCGGAUCACCGACCCGGCAAUUAGGAGUUACAUGGACAAGGUGCUAAAAUCCGACCCGGAAUUGGCCCAAUUUGUGACACAACAAUGUUCCAAGGACAAUUGGGAAGGAAUCAUCACAAGGAUUUGGCCCAACACAAAAUACUUGGACGUCAUCGUAACGGGUGCCAUGGCCCAAUACAUUCCCACUCUUAACUACUACAGCGGAGGAGGGUUGCCACUUGCAUGCACCAUGUACGCUUCAUCAGAGUGUUACUUUGGACUCAACCUUAAUCCGAUGUGCAAGCCCUCUGAGGUUUCAUACACCAUUAUGCCAAACAUGGCAUAUUUCGAAUUCCUUCCCCACGAUCCUAAGCCUGGCUCCACCAGUUCAAAACUAGUGGAGUUGGCGGACGUUGAAGUGGGGAAGGAAUACGAAUUGGUGAUCACAACCUAUGCGGGACUCUAUCGGUACCGUGUGGGCGACAUCCUCCGAGUCACCGGUUUCCACAACUCGGCACCACAAUUCCACUUCGUGCGCAGGAAGAACGUGUUGCUGAGCAUUGACUCAGACAAAACAGACGAGUCAGAGUUGCAAAAGGGGAUUGAGAAUGCCUCAAAGCUUUUAUCAGAGUUCAAUACAAGCGUUGUGGAGUACACGAGUUAUGCAGACACAACAACGAUUCCGGGUCACUACGUGAUUUAUUGGGAAUUGUUGACCAAGGACUCGACGAACUCACCCAGUCACGAGGUGUUGAAUCGGUGUUGUUUGGAGAUGGAGGAGUGCUUGAACUCGGUGUAUAGACAAUGUCGUGUUGCUGAUCAUUCCAUUGGCCCAUUGGAAAUUCGUGUUGUGAGGAAUGGGACCUUUGAGGAGCUUAUGGAUUAUGCAAUCUCAAGAGGUGCGUCCAUAAAUCAAUAUAAGGUGCCAAGAUGUGUGAAUUUCACACCCAUAAUGGAGUUAUUGGACUCUAGGGUUGUGUCUGUGCAUUUUAGCCAGGAAUUACCACAUUGGACCCCUGAAAGGAGGAGGUGAGGUUCUUCGUAUGUGGCUUAUUGGGCUUGAGUCAAACAUGUAGAUGUAGAUUUUAUUUGUUGUUUUUUUUGCUAAGGUUUUGUAUUUUUUGGGUAGUGUGUAGGACUCAUGGUGAGUCUACAUGGAGAUGUUGAAUUAGGAUGUCUCUUGGUUGGAUUAAUUAUGUAUUUCGGUUCGAUUAACUUGUGUAAAAGAUGUGACUUUUUUUUUUUUUUUCCUUUUAGCAAAGUUAUAUGUUGUAUGUAUUGGUCUUUCCAUGUAGAAGUGAAGAAAUGUAAUUGAGCAGAGGAUAUUUUCUUUUGGCAAGUA